Molecule: messenger RNA, 2504 nt
Organism: Protopterus annectens (West African lungfish)
Lineage: Eukaryota; Metazoa; Chordata; Ceratodontiformes; Protopteridae
Product: retinol dehydrogenase 14-like
Exons: 2
Coding region: 223-1197 (324 amino acids)
Source: RefSeq, a predicted model, not a curated record
AAUGAGAACAUACUACAAACAUAACUAUGCUUUUAACGUAUAUAUUUCUUUCCUUCUGAACGUUACUUAUAACAUUCAGAGGAAAAGCUACAGUAACAUAAAUACUGGUGUUAAGAAGGAAAACAGAAACUCAGGGAAUUUAACUGGUGGGCCGCUUCAUGUGUUUUGACAUGUAGUCAUCACGUCCCAUGCUUGUAAAAACCGCUUCCUUGUUUAGAUUAAAUGUCAACAGCAGCUGUUCUUGUAGCAGUAGCACUGGGAGGUGCAGGGGUUCUUUUAUUUUUACGCCGGUACUUUAGUAUCCGGCAAGCACUUCGUACCUCAGGCUGUCUCAGGAUGAUGCAGGGAAAAACUGUAAUCAUUACUGGGGCCAACAGUGGAAUAGGUAAGGCCACGGCGCUUGGAUUACUGAAACUGCAGGCGCGGGUGAUUUUAGCCUGCCGAAACUGUGAACGGGCAGAAGAGGCAUCUCGGGAGCUGCAACAGGAAGCUGGAGAAGGGCAGGGGGAGAUCGUCAUCAAACAGCUGGAUCUUGCCUCCUUAAAAUCUGUGCGUAAUUUUUGCGAUGAGAUGUUAAAGGAAGAACCAAAACUGGAUGUCCUUAUCAACAAUGCUGGAGUCUUUCAGUGUCCGUACAUGAAGACGGAGGAUGGCUUUGAGAUGCAGUUUGGUACAAACCACUUGGGACACUUUUUACUUACAAAUCUUCUCCUUGACCGUCUUAUCAAAUCAGCCCCAAGCAGGAUUGUGGUGGUUUCAUCCUCACUCUACAAAUAUGGUGAAAUAAAUUUUGAAGACUUGAAUAGCGUACAGAGCUAUGACAAAGGUUUUGCUUACAGUAGAAGUAAACUUGCUAACAUACUGUUCACUCAUGAACUGGCAAAACGCUUGGAAGGCACUGGGACUACUGUAAAUGUGGUGCAUCCAGGAAUAGUUAAAACAAAUCUUGGUAGAUAUAUUAAUAUUCCUUUUUUUGCCAAGCCUUUGUUUAAUGCAGUUUCUUGGGCAUUCUUUAAAACCCCUCUACAGGGAGCACAAACAUCUAUAUAUUUGAGCUCUUCCCCUGAUGUAGAGGGGGUAUCUGGUAAGUAUUUUGGUGACUGCAAAGAAGAGACACUUCUUCCAAAGGCAACAGAUGAUGCAGUGGCUAGAAAACUGUGGGAUAUCAGUGAAGUAAUGGUUGGCCUAACAAAGUAGGUAAUCCACUGCAGUAGUUUCUGUAGUUCAAGCUAUGUAACGAGUGCAUUGCCAUUUCAGACUUGAAAUUAAUUUAUUCUGUGCUCAAUAAACCUAGGUUUGAUUUUCUGGAGUAAAGAGUAAACACAUUUUUUACAUUAUGGGAGUUCAAGGUUUUCUGAUUACGAAGUCAUCGUCUGUGCAACCACAGACUGUUCUUCAGGAUGAUUUAAUCUUAUUUGGUUAUUGAAAUUUAAAUUGCUAGCAGUCAUUAAAGUAAGUGUAUGUACUUGGAAAUUUAGGUAAAUGUAGGUGAUCAAUAAGGGUUAUCCAAGGCAAGUUAAUGUGUCAGAUUAUAGGCCAUGCCUUUAGGUAAGAUCAUAACAGAUGUGGGUACUCUAAGCAAGAUGUUUUUAACCUAGAUUUGAAGGUUUCGGGGAGAAAAUAGUUUUGAAUAUGAAUAUGUUUUUUUAAUUCCUUAAAGAGAUAAUCACCUGCUAAAUGUCCUUUUUUUUCAGCCUAGUCUUACUGUGGAGGCUGGAGCUAACAGUUUGUUUGAGUUUAAACAAUUUGACAGGUUGACGAAAACGAGCUGUAUAGUGUGAAAAUUCAAGUUAAUAGCUUGAAUUGACACCUACAUUGGUCUAGUAAGGAUACUUGUUUUAAUUUUUUUUAAAUCACUAAGACCAACGCAGUGCUUAGAUGAGAAACUUUUUUUCUUGCAUCAUUCCCAUUCCCAUUCACUUUCACUUAGGGAUACUUAAAAGUGGUACCUGGAUGCUGCAGAUACUGCAUCAGUGAAGUGUCAUGUGCAGAGGUAAAGCUAAGUGCUUAUUACAUUAUGUCUCAUUUAGUCAGUUUUUGGGAUGAUGUCUGAUACAAGAAAAAAAUGAUUCGUGAGAUCAACAGAAACUAGACAACCAUUAUACUGCUUUUCUUCAUGCACUAGUUGUAGAAAAAAGGUAGAUGUGUGCAAGCACAGGUGCACAUGGGCACACAUGUACACACUUCACACUCAAACAGAACAAGUGGCUGAGGUCCAUUUAACAAAUUGCUCUCUGUUGCUCUUCAGAAACUCACUGGUGAAGUUAUGACAUUUAAAUGCAAUACUUCUGCGUCUGAAUAUGCUUGUGAUCUUGUAGAGAUUGUAUGAAAAAAUGUAUGGCAAGCAAACUUCAAAUGUGCACUUCAUCUAUUGCUAAUGCUGUCACAUUUUUGAAGGGUAUUAGUCUGUUUCUAAAAAAAUCAGGUUUCUCAGCUGUGGCUUGCAUUCCGUUCAUGGUGUCCACUAUAAGAAACAAAUAAAUGUAAUUUUUAUAUCGAUAGCA